AUGGUUGUUGAAGUGGAGAUGACAGUAUUGUGCCAGUUAUUAAAUGUUGUAUCAUUUAAAGAGGACGGCCGAAGAUUUGUGCUACAUCUUGAGGAAGCUGAUCCUAAAAGUUCAUUAAACGCGCCGUUAAUCGAAUUUCCGGCACGGAAGGAUGAGUAUCAACAACGGUUGUUGAAGUUGCAUACUUCUGAAUAUAAAUAA
Ambispora leptoticha is the source of this 201-nucleotide messenger RNA. The record is from the annotation of a GenBank genome assembly. NCBI's taxonomy places the organism in Eukaryota, Fungi, Glomeromycota, Glomeromycetes, Archaeosporales, Ambisporaceae.